AUGCAAGGUGCGAUCAUUUGGAACAGAAAAACAAAAAAAUAUGAGGAUCAGACAAACAAGAACAUCGGGAAACAGAAGCACAAGAACAUUGGGAAACAGAAGCACAAGAACAUCGGGAAACAGAAGCACAAGAACAUUGGGAAACAGAAGCACAAGAACAUCGGGAAACAGAAGCACAAGAACAUUGGGAAACAGAAGCACAAGAACAUCGGGAAACAGAAGCACAAGAACAUCGGGAAACAGAAGCACAAGAACAUCGGGAAACAGAAGCACAAGAACAUCGGGAAACAGAAGCACAAGAACAUUGGGAAACAGAAGCACAAGAACAUUGGGAAACAGAAGCACAAGAACAUCGGGAAACAGAAGCACAAGAACAUUGGGAAACAGAAGCACACGAACAUCGGGAAACAGAAGCACAAGAACAUUGGGAAACAGAAGCACAAGAACAUUGGGAAACAGAAGCACAAGAACAUUGGGAAACAGAAGCACAAGAACAUUGGGAAACAGAAGCACAAGAACAUCGGGAAAAAGAAGCACAAGAACAUCGGGAAACAGAAGCACAAGAACAUUGGGAAACAGAAGCACAAGAACAUCGGGAAACAGAAGCACAAGAACAUUGGGAAACAGAAGCACAAGAACAUUGGGAAACAGAAGCACGAGAACAUUGGGAAACAGAAGCACAAGAACAUCGGGAAACAGAAGCAUAAGAACAUCGGGAAACAGAAGCACAAGAACAUUGGGAAACAGAAGCACAAGAACAUCGGGAAACAGAAGCACAAGAACAUUGGGAAAAAGAAGCACAAGAACAUUGGGAAACAGAAGCACAUGAACAUCGGGAAACAGAAGCACAAGAACAUUGGGAAACAGAAGCACAAGAACAUUGGGAAACAGAAGCACAUGAACAUCGGGAAACAGAAGCACAAGAACAUUGGCAGUAAAGAACAAUAA
Messenger RNA from Biomphalaria glabrata, 948 nucleotides. Its product is annotated as DNA topoisomerase 1-like. The record is from RefSeq and is a predicted model, not a curated record. The transcript has a single exon. Lineage: Eukaryota; Metazoa; Mollusca; Gastropoda; Planorbidae. The coding region runs from base 1 to 948 and encodes 315 amino acids.